Molecule: messenger RNA, 1494 nt
Organism: Trichoderma breve
Lineage: Eukaryota; Fungi; Ascomycota; Sordariomycetes; Hypocreales; Hypocreaceae
Product: alcohol acetyltransferase domain-containing protein
Exons: 2
Coding region: 1-1494 (497 amino acids)
Molecular function (GO): N-acetyltransferase activity
Source: RefSeq, a predicted model, not a curated record
AUGGGCUCCGUCAACACACCCCAAAUCCUCCGCAAACUCGGAGACAAUGAACACUUCUCUUCCUCCCGUCACAGUCUCGGCAUCUACCGCUGCGUCACCGUAUCAUGCCGCUACUCCCACCCUCCAUCCUCUCUCCCCGACGGCACAUCCAUCAGCCCAAACUUCUUCGCUGCUCUCGCAACCGUCAUCAAGGACCAGCCCAUGCUGCGUGUUGGCAUCACGGGGGACGACACAAACGACGCCCACUUCGUACACAUCCCCUCCAUCGAUCUGCGCGACCAAGUCUCCGUCGUUGCCGUGCCUUGUCAGUCCGUACAAGAGUACGAGGACAAAGUUGCCGAGCAGCAGGGCUGGGAGCAUGACCAAAAAUUCCAGGAUUUAGCUGUGAGGCCUCCCUGGAGAAUCACCAUCCUGAGGCCUAGUAGCGACAACGACGAAGUCGUUGAGCAGUUGAAGGGGCAGGAAGACGUCUUCUUUGCGUUCCAUCACUCUCUUAUGGACGGAACCAGUGGCCGCCGCUUCCACGAGAUGCUUCUCGCAACACCUGCUUACCAGGGCCAACAAGUCCCAGCCGAGCCAGAGCUUGUCCUCUCCUUUCCAGAACCGUCGUCACUCCCUGAACCUCAGGAACAAGUCGUCAACUUCACCCUCUCAAUCAGCUAUACCGUGAAAACUCUCUGGACCGCCCUCGGCCCAACGUUCCUCCAGCCCCCCAAGCAGCCCAUCUGGAACGCCCUCCCCGUCGACUUCUCCCUGCCCUACAAGACGCGCGUCAAGCCCAUCGACAUCUCGCCCGAGGUCCUCGCAACGCUCCUCUCCGCCUGCAGAGAACAUUCCGUCACCAUCACGGCUCUCCUACACUCUCUCGUCCUCGCCUCUCUGUCAUCCCGCAUCCCCUCUCCAACAGAGGCACCCGCCUUCGCAGCGUCCACGCCCAUCAGCCUUCGACCCUUCACUUCUCCCUCCAUGGAUCCCGCAUACGUGACUUCCCUCCGCUGUCUCGUCGCCGCCACCGUACAUCAUUUCCCUCCAGAGAUGGUGUCCGCUCUGCGCGCCCCUGAUGCCGAUACCAACGCCCUGAUAUGGCAAAACGCGCUGCACGUCAAGGACCACCUCGCCGACAAGCUCAAAUCCUUGCCCCACGACGACGUCUCGGGCAUGCUCAAGUAUGUCAGCGACUGGUUCUCCUUCUGGCGCGGCAGGGACGGCAGGCCGCGCACCGAGUCCUGGGAGAUUAGCAACAUUGGCGUGCUCAAGAACCCGGCAGAGGCAGAAGCAGACGUGCCCCGGGCCACGCGCUUGCUCUUUACGAAUGGAGCCAUGGCUGCUGGAGCGCCGGUGGCUAUCAAUGUUGCGAGCGUGGCUGGGUCCAAGUUGACUAUUGGCUUGUCGUGGCAUAAUGCUGUGUUGAAGGAAGAGGUGGCGGACUGGCUCGCUGAGGAUCUGAGUUCGUAUGCUGCAAAGUUUCAUGAGACUGGCGAGAUGUUUGUCUAG